This is a messenger RNA of Andrographis paniculata, 572 nucleotides long. RefSeq lists its product as uncharacterized. NCBI's taxonomy places the organism in Eukaryota, Viridiplantae, Streptophyta, Magnoliopsida, Lamiales, Acanthaceae. The transcript has 3 exons. The record is from RefSeq and is a predicted model, not a curated record. Bases 1 to 531 code for a protein of 176 amino acids.
AUGAAUAUGGUUCGCAAUUUCUCUCCUCCUCAAUCGACAGCACGAAAGCAGACGCCGUACGACGCCACCGCUGUGCUCUGCCCAGCCGCCGACCGUCGCCCAAGCACCUUCUUCCACGACCAGUCCAGCAAAUUGGCUUUAGAAUUUUCAAUACAACCAGCACCACCAACGGUCACCUCCAGCUCUAACCCCGAUGCAGCAGCUGCACCAGCAACAGCACCAAUAGAAAUACAUCAGUUGUUGGAGGAGAUAGAUCGGGUGCAGGAGCGGAUAAAUCAGGAGAUUUAUGGGGUGCAGGAGCGGAUAAAUCAGCAGAUUUAUCGGGUGCAGGAGGGGAUAAAUCGGGUGCAGGAGGGGAUGAAUCAGCUGAUGGAUCCGGUGCAGGAGCAGAUGGAUCGGGCGCUGCUGCUGCUGCAGGAGCUGAAGCGUCCGUCUGACCCCCGCCUACCGUCACCUCCACUUCUAACCCCCGAUGAAGUAGCUGCACCAGCAACAGCAGGUGACUCGCCAAAACCAGAAAGAGUUACAUAAAUAGUAUAUUUUUAUUUUUAAAAUUAUCAUGAUUUUGCAUA